Molecule: messenger RNA, 1110 nt
Organism: Marchantia polymorpha subsp. ruderalis
Lineage: Eukaryota; Viridiplantae; Streptophyta; Marchantiopsida; Marchantiales; Marchantiaceae
Source: the annotation of a GenBank genome assembly
GCCGUUUGACUGCCAAGUUCUUCUGAGCUUGACUCCCUCACACGAUUUGACUACGAUGAUCAUCAUCAUAAUCAUCAUGUGGUAGAAUUAGAGAGAUGCACAACUUCUCAUCACUGCUAGAAGGAGGAAGAGGAGGAGGAGGAGGCACACUUCAAGGAGCAGAGUUACACCUCAAGACCACUGGAGGGAGAGUUUUGCAGAUGUGGUCCUCUUCGUUCCUCUUCAGUCAGCGUCCCCAAAAUGACCAAAAUGAUCUAAAUUUCCAAAAUCUCCAAAAUCACCAAAUUCACAUGCUUGCAGCUCGGAAGAUACGCACCAGCGUUCAAUUCAAGAGGUCUCUCAAGGCGAGAAUGAAAAGAUGUGCAGCCGGGCUCGAGGGUUCAAAUAAAGACGAUUCCAGAUUUGUACUGGAGCUCGCGAAUUACAAGGGCGUGAGAGUUUGCAGGUUAGGACACAGGAAUAAUUUGGGGAGGCAUUAAAGUGCACAUUCACUCACGCACUCAUCUCAGGGUGAGACAACACAGGCAGGCAGGCAGGCGAGGCGGGGCGGGGCGAGCAAGGAUCCACUCGCGCAUGGAGGAGGAGGAGCAUCAUCCAUCGGGUCGGGGCGGGUCGGAGCGAUCGAGAGAGCCGCAGACGAGCAAUUCGAGCGGGAAAAUGGAGCCCUUCCGGAGCCGGGCUCGCGAACUCGCAAGUCAUAAAUAGCGCAAGCAAGACGGAAUGGAAUGCCUUCCAAUGGCUUCUAGUGCAUUGCCAUGAGGACGUUGGAGCGGUUUUGCCGUGGCCCUACUGCUCAGCAGUUGAAACCGAAGCCCGCAUUCGUGGCGGUAUUGCAAAGAAGUGAACGCCCCCCGCAUUAAUCAACCCGCCCCCAAAUUAUGCAAACCAUGUCGUAGCCCCGCCCGCCAUGCCAUGCCAGCCUGCGCAGGAAAGCUCUCCCUUCCUCUCUCUCUCUCUCUCUCUCCCCACCUUUCGGAUGAAAUCUCGAUCGCAUGCUCGCUCUCGAACAAAAUCAUUGCCCCAUAGGAACGCAGGCUCGGAGCUUGGAGCUCAGCAGACUUGCAGGGAGGCAGGCAGGCAGGCAGGCAGGGCCAUGGAUCACGUCUCUCG